AUGGCCGACGAGGUUAAGGAGAAGCAUCAUGAUGAGGAGUUCCUCCUGGAAAGUGAUGAUAAUGAGGACGACCUCGAAGGGAGCAUGGCCGGCGACGGCAGCAUCAACUACAAUAGCGACGAUGAUGGCGACGGAGCACGGCGACGUCCUUCUUCCACUUUCACUUCCCAGCAAUGGGUUUCAAGUAAUGCCCUUUCCAUCUCUUGCUCCUGUAGUGUAACACAUGAUUUUAAGUUAAAGAGAAACAAUGGAUCCUUAUACAAUCACAGUAUCACCAAGCUUUGGAAUCAUUGGGGGAUUCAAAAUUUGAGACAUUUUAGUUAUUCCAGUCAGAAAAGUAAUUUGGAGCUGGAUGGAGGAUUCCCCUCAUGCCCGAGAAUCGAAAGAGUUAUUUGGAGAGCAUCUCAAGAGCACAGUGAGGGUGGUCACAGAGGCCAUCAUUCCCUAAGCAAGUUACUGGAGGCCAUAAAUGUAAUGGUUGGAGUUGGGCUUCUAUCCACACCUCAUACAAUAGCAGAAGCAGGCUGGGCAAGCUUGUUGGUUCUAGUCUUUUUUGCAGUUGUAUGCUGUUAUACAGCCACACUCAUGAAAUACUGCUUUGAAAGCAGAGAAGGAAUUAUAUCUUAUACUGAUAUGGGUGAAGCGGCUUUCGGACGAUUCGGACGCCUUCUGAUAUCUAUUGUUCUCUACACAUAA
Messenger RNA from Hibiscus syriacus, 696 nucleotides. RefSeq names its product amino acid transporter AVT1A-like. The coding region runs from base 1 to 696 and encodes 231 amino acids. Gene Ontology annotation, cellular component: plasma membrane. The record is from RefSeq and is a predicted model, not a curated record. The transcript is spliced from 4 exons. Lineage: Eukaryota; Viridiplantae; Streptophyta; Magnoliopsida; Malvales; Malvaceae.